Rhincodon typus (whale shark) is the source of this 4248-nucleotide messenger RNA. Its product is annotated as probable ATP-dependent RNA helicase DDX17. Lineage: Eukaryota; Metazoa; Chordata; Chondrichthyes; Orectolobiformes; Rhincodontidae. Bases 1 to 2109 code for a protein of 702 amino acids. Gene Ontology annotation, cellular component: nucleus; ribonucleoprotein complex; cytoplasm. Gene Ontology annotation, biological process: alternative mRNA splicing, via spliceosome. Gene Ontology annotation, molecular function: ATP binding; RNA binding; RNA helicase activity. The record is from RefSeq and is a predicted model, not a curated record. The transcript is spliced from 14 exons.
AUGGGGCAGAAAGUCACAUACCCAGAUUUUGCCAAUGAUGCAAAAGAGAAGUGUCAUUGGGAGAAAGAAAGAACUGUAUUAGCUAAAUCGGAGAAAAACUGCAGAACGCUGCAACAUACUUGUUGGUACUUGUCCACAAAGCACAAAGCUAGCGCGGUACUGAAAGGGGUAAAUAAGGAAUUCAGUGAGGUAGAAGAGGAAAGGGGUGUUGAGAUGGAUUUAAAUAAAUCAUUGAAAUAUGAUGUCGAGGACUUUCGCAGAAAGAAAGAGAUUACAACAAAAGGAACAGACUGUCCAAAACCAGUGUUCCAGUUUCACCAAGCAAAUUUCCCUUCUUAUGUGAUGGAUGUUCUGUGUUCACUGAAUUUUGUGGAGCCGACACCAAUCCAGUGCCAGGGUUUUCCAGUGGCACUUAGUGGGCGUGACAUGGUCGGAAUUGCACAGACUGGAUCUGGUAAAACUCUGGCUUACUUACUGCCAGCCAUUGUGCACAUCAACCACCAGCCAUUCCUGGAGCGUGGCGACGGUCCCAUUUGCUUGGUAUUGGCACCAACUCGAGAGCUAGCACAACAGGUUCAGUUGGUUGCAGAAGACUAUGGGAAAUCUUCACGUAUAAAGAGCACUUGUAUUUAUGGAGGCGCGCCUAAAGGCCCUCAGAUCCGGGACCUAGAAAGAGGAGUAGAAGUCUGUAUUGCGACCCCAGGCCGUUUAAUUGACUUUCUGGAAGCUGGGAAGACGAAUCUGCGUCGCUGUACCUACCUGGUCCUGGAUGAAGCUGACCGCAUGUUGGAUAUGGGGUUCGAACCUCAGAUCCGGAAGAUUGUGGAGCAGAUCCGACCGGACCGACAAACGCUGAUGUGGAGUGCCACUUGGCCUAAAGAGGUGCGGCAGCUAGCAGAGGACUUCCUACGUGAUUAUAUCCAGAUCAAUGUUGGAGCCCUCGAGCUGAGUGCCAACCACAACAUUCUCCAAAUUGUUGACGUGUGUCAGGAGACUGAGAAAGACCUGAAAUUGCUACAUCUGAUGGAGGAAAUCAUGGCAGAGAAAGAAAAUAAGACCAUUAUCUUUGUAGAGACCAAACGUCGCUGUGACGAUCUGACUCGGAGGAUGCGGAGAGAUGGGUGGCCGGCAAUGUGCAUUCAUGGAGAUAAAAGUCAGCCUGAGAGAGACUGGGUCCUAAAUGAAUUCCGAUCCGGAAAGGCACCCAUCCUUAUUGCAACUGAUGUUGCAUCUCGCGGUCUAGAUGUGGAAGACAUCAAAUUUGUCAUCAAUUACGACUAUCCCAAUUCCUCAGAGGACUAUGUUCAUCGCAUUGGCCGUACAGCACGCAGUACUAAUAAAGGCACGGCCUACACCUUCUUCACACCAGGCAACGUGAAACAAGCUAGGGAGCUGAUCAAAGUGCUGGAAGAGGCCAAUCAAGCCAUUAACCCAAAACUCUUACAACUUGUUGAUCAUGGGAGAGGAAGCGGAAGAGGAGGCCGCUCUCGUUACCGGCCCACUGGCUCCAACCCCAACACCAUGUACAGAGACGAUCGAGACAGAGGCCGCAGCCGGUCUUUUAGAGACCUCGAUGGGGACCGCAGAGACAGGGGAGAUGGGGGAAGGUUCGGGAGUCAGAGAGAUACCCGAGACAGUGGUGGUCCUUUGAGUAAGCAGAGUUUCCGAUCUCAACAGGCCAACAGUUUUGGGAGCCCUGUGUACAGUCAACAGUCAGUCCAAUAUCCAAAUUUUACCCAAAGUGGGCUAUAUGGGGGGACUAACCAAAGCACAUAUGGGGCUGUAACUCAAGCAGGAUUUGGGAAAGCAGGUAACUUCCAAAGUUCAAGUGCAGGGAGCAGUUACAGUACUUCUAGUUAUGGCAGUGCUGCGCAAGGCACGGCUUAUGGUUCGAGUACUUAUAGUGUUUCAUCCUCUGCCACUGCAGGGCGACCUCCACAGUCCUCCACGCAAUUCAGGCAGAAUGGGAUGGGGCAGCAGCCACAGCCACUGAUGUCUCAAACAUAUCAACAGAGCAACUCACUGUUGGGUUACAUGUCCCAGGGGACCUAUCAGUAUGCACCACCUCCCCCGCCACCACCUACAUCACAGGGAUCAAGCCGAAAAUAAAUUUCUUUUUGUAAAAUUUCCACUUUAUUUCCCCAUUUAUAAGACCUAGGCAUCGGCUCCAUUUUCUAAAGAAGAGUAAAGUUUAAAGAAGAUGAGUAAAUAAUCCAAUUGCAUUCACCUUGACUUCAUUACUAUAAUAGUGUGCGGGGCAAGAAGCAAACUUUUUGAUGCUGAUCCCACAUGAUCAAACAUGGGCCAUUGUGUCAAUGUUACUACUGACACCUACCUUAAAUCUUGCUGAAGUGUAGGUUGUGUGUUAAUGCUUGCAAAUCAUGGCCCAGUUCACCUGUUGAUCACUUAGUAAAAUGGAAGCAUCUAUUGGUCAGUGCUUGAACCUUGAUCCCUGCUUAUCUCCGAGGUGAGUGUUUUGAAUCUUGCAGUGCCCUAGGUUCAACCACUCUCCAGAAUGUUUUUUAAAACCAGUUUGUUCCAUGUUCAAGUGUAUCCUUUAAAAGGUAGGUUUUGUGUCUGAAGUUCUUGUAGUGUAAUUUUACCAGGACGCCUACCAAUUCUAUAAUUUGGCUAUAAACUGAAGCUAAAAAUUCAGACUGCCCUUUUCACUGUCAUAGCAAGUUUACAGUACAAGUUAGGUUACUGAUUGUAAUGUGACAAAAGAAAUAGUUAAGUCAAAUGUUCAGUUUUUGAAGGUAUAUAUACAAACCAUCAAAACUCUCUUCUACUUAAUGCCACUUUUAUUUUGAGUCUCUUCCAGUUUUAUUUGCUUAUAAACUCACGAUAAAAGCUACUCUUAAGACAUUUGUGAAAUAAUAAUUCAUAAAAGCCUUUUGGAUUCUCUCUGUAACUGCCCUAAAUACUGAGCACACGCUGCACUAACAUCUCCUUGACUGCAAGAUUGUCAGAUUGAUUUGCUUUUGAGAAUUCUGAUCAUUAUGGGACAGUCUGAUGAAUUGGCUAUUGGCUGAAAAGUUUUAAUAUGGUUCUCAGCUCACAUACUUGAAUAGUGCUGCCUUUGGCUACCAGCUUGGGUGUUGAAGGCUGUGCACGUUCAAAUGUGGGGUCACAAUGGGUGUUAUUGGGUACUUAAUAUACUCAUGAAGUGCAAUCUAAAUGAAAUGAACAUAUAUUUGGAACAGCCCAUAACAUUGAGAAAUAAGAACAGCUUCUCAGUAAAAGAGAUUCCAAAACAGUGACAGUGAAUUGUCUCUUUCUACUUGCAUCUUUUUAGCCCCCAUCUCUUGGGUUUUCACAAAGCUUGCUUCAGUUGCCUAUACGAAGUGAAUAGUCAUGUCCUGUGGUGCAAGCAAUGAGGUCUGGUUUCUGUCAGUAGUUUAACCUAGAUUUUAAAAUAGAAUUGAUUUCUGAUGGUUUAAAAUUAACAGGUGAAAAUAUUGAACUGUUACUCAACUACUUUCUUGUAGUCACAAACUUGUUACUCUACUAUCUAAGAGGACUAUUGCUGAACAGUAAAAAGGGGAGCUAUCCUUCACCAGCUGCCAAUACACAGAACAACAGAUGACAGGAAGUUGCAGCAUUGUUGGGUGUGAUCUGAUGCUUUAGGUUAUUGUUCAUGAGCAUAUUUUCCAUAUGUGGUAGCAGUGGAUUCUUCCUGUUCUGUUGAUUGGGGUUUUUUAAACCAAUUUCACUGUUGUUUAAUGAUUGGCCAGUUUGCAUACUGCUUAGUAUUCAUGACAGUAGCAGGUUUUCUUUCAAAUAUUUGAGUGCUGGAUUAUCAUUAAAGGUAGGUGUUUCAUAAAUGAGCCCCUUAAACAUAAAAGUCCAUUUUCUUUGAGGCAUUGUACAGAAUAUGUAGCUGAUCAUUUUAAUUUCUCAAACCAUUUUUUAUUUGAGGUUCAGUUAGUAGGAUUGUAACAGCUUUCAGAUCGUGUGGUAAAGCUUCAAGAGUGCUUUCUUAGGUUUUCCUCAGGUCCAAAUGUUGUGUCAUAACAAAACACAUUGUGAAUGAGAUACAAACAUUUUGGAGCUUCAGUAUAAAUUUGAGACCAACCAAACUGUUUGUCCUAAAAGGGGGAAGUCUUUGUGGUUACUAUCACCUGUAAUGCUAUGUUCUGUAGCCAUGUUGUUUGAUGUAAUUUGAAUGACCUGUACCAUCUCUCAAGUGCUUGCUUUGUUAUGCACUUGAUUAGUAACGUCAUUCCUGUCAAUAAAACUUGAACUCUC